Molecule: messenger RNA, 474 nt
Organism: Trichoderma breve
Lineage: Eukaryota; Fungi; Ascomycota; Sordariomycetes; Hypocreales; Hypocreaceae
Exons: 1
Coding region: 1-474 (157 amino acids)
Source: RefSeq, a predicted model, not a curated record
AUGGGCAUCGACUUGGCAUCCGGCAGUCAGGGGUGGGAACUUGUGGCAGAAUCGCCAUCUGCAAUCUCCUCCGGCCAGCCACUGCGCGCAGAAGUUCGUUACAGCCAGCUCAAGCCCAGAGCGGCAUGUCCAAAGGGUUCCAAAAGGCCCAGCGGCGCCUUUUUGGAGCUGCCGGACAGGGGCCAGAAUCCGCCCCAGGACUCGCCCAAGGCUCGCCGUUGGCUCUUGAACGCUCUGGGCCCUUGUCUGCGGCCGGGUAUUCGGCAUGGAGCUGACGGGGUCCUGGAAUCUCGAGAGGGAUCGCUGCUGGGCGUCACGGCCAUGAUUGGCUGUUGCAUGGCGGCCUUGUGUCCAGCCGCUGCUGGCAGUCUUGUGUCUUGUGCCUGCACGAGUAAUUACGCCCUCGGAGCAACGAGGCAUGGCGGAACCGGCCGAAACUGGAGGCUGCCGUGUUACGGAAGUUGCACGAAGUGA